AUGAAGUACUCCUUUGCUCUUAGCGCUCUUGCGCUCAUCUGCGGUUCAUCCGCUCAACAGGCCCUUUGGGGACAGUGUGGUGGUAUUGGCUGGACUGGCGCAACUAACUGUGUCGCUGGCGCCGCUUGCUCCACCUUGAACCCAUACUACGCUCAGUGCUUGUCUGCCGCUGGUCAACCAACCACCACUCCAGCUACCACUCCCCGCACUACCACUCCAGCUACCACUCCAGCUACCACCACCCGCACCACCACUCCAGCUACCACUCCCCGCACCACCACUCCAGCUACCACCCCAGCUACCACUCCUCGCACCACCACCCCAGCCACCACCCCAGCCACCACACGAACCACCACUCGUGCUACUGGCGGUGUCGGUAACCCAGUUACCAUCAACGGAAAUCCCUUCGCUGGACGUAAGCAACAUUACAAUGCUUACUACUCUUCCGAGAUCUACAACAUUGCCGUUCCAUCUUUGGUCGCUGCCGGCAAGGCCUCUUUGACUGCCGCUGCUAAGGCCGUCGCUACCGUCCCAACUUUCGUUUGGUUCGAUACCAUUGACAAGCUUUCCCAGCUUGAGGGCCAUCUCAAUGACAUCCGUGCUAAGCGUGCUACUGGUGAGGACACUCUCGGUAUCUUCGUCGUUUACGAUCUUCCAGACCGUGACUGCGCCGCCCUUGCCUCCAACGGUGAGCUUUCCAUCGCCAACAAUGGUGUCAACAUCUACAAGACCCAGUACAUCGACCCCAUGGUUGCCAUCUUCAAGAGGUACCCAGAUAUCCCACUUGCCUUGGUUAUCGAACCCGACAGUGUCGCCAACAUGAUCACCAACAUGGGUACCGCUAAGUGCGCCAACGCCAAGUCUGCCUAUGAGGAGUGUAUCAGCUACGCUGUUCAGAAGUUGAACUUGCCAAACAUUGCCAUGUACCUCGAUGCCGGUCACGCCGGUUGGCUCGGAUGGCCAGACAAUCUCUCCAAGUCUGGCCCAUACUACGCCAACAUCUACAAGAACGCCGGUUCCCCAGCUUCUUUCCGUGGUCUUGCCACCAACGUUGCUAACUACAACGCCUGGUCCAUCUCUACCUGCCCACCAUACACCCAGGGUGCCUCCAUCUGCGACGAGAAGCGAUACAUCAACGCUUUCGGUCCUCUCCUGCGCCAAAACGGAUGGGAUGCUCACUUCAUCGUUGACCAGGGUCGUUCUGGCAAGCAGCCAACUGGCCAAGGACAAUGGGGUGAUUGGUGUAACGCCAUCGGAACCGGUUUCGGUAUCCGCCCAGACACUGCCACCAACGAUGCUCUCCUCGAUGCCUUCGUCUGGAUCAAGCCAGGUGGUGAGUGCGACGGUACUUCCGAUACCUCCGCUGUCCGAUACGACUCCCACUGCGGUUCUUCUUCCUCCCUCAAGCCCGCCCCUGAAGCCGGUACCUGGUUCCAGGCCUACUUCGAGCAGUUGCUUGUCAACGCCAACCCAUCUUUCCCGUAA
Messenger RNA from Orbilia oligospora ATCC 24927, 1485 nucleotides. RefSeq lists its product as uncharacterized. NCBI's taxonomy places the organism in Eukaryota, Fungi, Ascomycota, Orbiliomycetes, Orbiliales, Orbiliaceae. Gene Ontology annotation, biological process: cellulose catabolic process. Gene Ontology annotation, cellular component: extracellular region. The transcript has 2 exons. The record is from RefSeq and is a predicted model, not a curated record. Gene Ontology annotation, molecular function: hydrolase activity, hydrolyzing O-glycosyl compounds; cellulose binding. The coding region runs from base 1 to 1485 and encodes 494 amino acids.